Odontomachus brunneus is the source of this 709-nucleotide messenger RNA. RefSeq names its product 40S ribosomal protein S18 (gene RpS18). Gene Ontology annotation, molecular function: structural constituent of ribosome; RNA binding. Gene Ontology annotation, cellular component: ribosome; small ribosomal subunit; cytosol. Gene Ontology annotation, biological process: translation. The record is from RefSeq and is a predicted model, not a curated record. Bases 151 to 609 code for a protein of 152 amino acids. The transcript has 4 exons. NCBI's taxonomy places the organism in Eukaryota, Metazoa, Arthropoda, Insecta, Hymenoptera, Formicidae.
AAUCGAUUACGAAAAAUAUAAUCGAUUCUCAUAUAAUCGAUUCAGAAUCGGGCAUCUCCUGCGCUCAUUGUGUAUAAGACUUUACAUCGCGUGUUGCAGACGAAGCUGUAAAUACUCUUCUUUCUUUCGGCAAACGACAGUUAUAGCAAGAUGUCUCUCGUUAUUCCUGAAAAGUUUCAGCACAUUCUUCGUGUCAUGGGCACGAACAUCGACGGUAAUAGAAAAGUCAUGUUCGCCAUGACUGCAAUUAAGGGUGUUGGUCGGCGUUACGCCAACAUAGUCUUGAAGAAGGCUGAUAUCGACUUGGAUAAGCGUGCUGGAGAAUGCUCAGAGGAAGAGGUUGAAAAAAUUGUAACCAUAAUGGCCAAUCCAAGGCAAUAUAAAAUACCUGAUUGGUUUUUAAAUAGACAGAAAGAUAUUGUGGAUGGAAAAUAUUCACAGCUCACGAGUGCCAAUUUGGACUCGAAAUUACGUGAAGAUUUGGAAAGGAUGAAGAAGAUUCGUGCUCACAGGGGCCUACGUCACUACUGGGGUCUCCGAGUACGUGGUCAACACACGAAGACCACUGGUCGUCGCGGACGCACGGUUGGUGUGUCGAAGAAAAAAUAAUUUAACAAAUUUAUAAUUAAUUUUAUAUAUUAAAUAUCAGUAUAUAUUGUUUCUCUAGAUACAUUAUACUGAUUAAUCAAUAAAAUCUAAAAAACUUUAA